Lodderomyces pseudojiufengensis is the source of this 1116-nucleotide messenger RNA. RefSeq names its product saccharopine dehydrogenase (NAD+, L-lysine-forming) (gene LYS1). Gene Ontology annotation, molecular function: saccharopine dehydrogenase (NAD+, L-lysine-forming) activity. Gene Ontology annotation, cellular component: cytoplasm. The coding region runs from base 1 to 1116 and encodes 371 amino acids. The transcript has a single exon. Lineage: Eukaryota; Fungi; Ascomycota; Pichiomycetes; Serinales; Debaryomycetaceae. The record is from RefSeq and is a predicted model, not a curated record.
AUGAGUACAAAUCCAGUAAUAUUACAUUUAAGAGCUGAAACAAAACCAUUAGAGGCAAGAGCCGCUUUAACUCCAACUACUACAAAACAAUUAAUUGAUGCAGGUUUUAAAGUUUAUGUUGAAAAAAGUAGUCAAUCAACCUUUAAUAUAGAUGAAUAUGAAAAAGUUGGAGCAGAAAUAGUACCUGAAGGAUCAUGGGUUGAUGCACCAAAAGAAAGAAUAAUAUUUGGAUUAAAAGAAUUACCUGAAACAGAUACUUUCCCAUUAAUUCAUGAACAUAUACAAUUUGCUCAUUGUUAUAAAAAUCAAAAUGGUUGGGAAAAAGUAUUAAAAAGAUUUCCAGAUGGUAAAGGUACUUUAUAUGAUUUAGAAUUUUUAGAAAAUGAACAAGGUAGAAGAGUUGCAGCAUUUGGAUUUUAUGCUGGUUUUGCAGGUGCAGCAAUUGGUGUAUUAGAUUGGAGUUUUAAACAAUUAAAUGAUGAUUCAAAAAAUUUACCAGGUGUUACUCCAUAUCCUAAUGAAAAUGAAUUAAUUGAUUAUGUUAAAUCUCAAUUAUCAAAAGCUUUGGAGAAAAAUGGAGGUAAAUAUCCAACAACUUUAGUUAUUGGUGCAUUAGGUAGAUGUGGUUCAGGAGCUAUUAGUUUUUUUAAAAAAGUUGGAAUUCCAGAUUCAAAUAUUGCUAAAUGGGAUAUUCAAGAAACUUCAAAAGGUGGUCCAUUUAAAGAAAUUGUUGAUACAAAUAUUUUUAUAAAUUGUAUUUAUUUAUCUGCAAAAAUUCCACCUUUUAUUAAUUUAGAAACUUUAAAUGUUGAUGAUAGAAAAUUAACUACAAUUGUUGAUGUAAGUGCAGAUACUACUAAUCCAAAUAAUCCAAUUCCUGUAUAUGAUAUUGCAACAACUUUUGAUUCUCCAACUGUUGAAGUAUCAGGUUUAACUAAAGGUCCAAAAUUAUCAGUAUGUUCAAUUGAUCAUUUACCAAGUUUAUUACCAAGAGAAGCUUCAGAAUCAUUUUCAAAAGAUUUAAUUCCAAGUUUAUUACAAUUACCAGAAAGAGAUACUGCAUCUGUAUGGGUAAGAGCAAAACAAUUAUUUGAAAAAAACGUUGAAAGAUUAUAA